AUGAUUGCAGCACCAAGUCAGCGCCCUUCAAGGGCUGCUGCUAAGCCUGCUGCUGUCCCUUCUUCUUCCCAUAGAAAUGCUGGUCCUGCUGCUGCUGCUGCUGCUGCUGCUCCUUCCGUCUCCUGGUCAACUCCUCCUCCCCCUACUUCCCUGCAGCAGCAGCAGCAGAUGCUGCAGCAGCAGCAUCAGCUGCAACAGCAGCAGUACCCGCCACCGCCGCCGCCGCAGCAGCAGGUAUUAGGAGAAUCCCCAGCAGGAGCAGCAGCAGGAGGUGGUGUUUGUCCUAUGCCUCCUCCUGCUGCACCUGCUGCUGCUGCUGCUGCUGCUGCGCAUGCAGAAGCAGAUCUACAGUCGUCCCCUUAUAUUGGUGUGGGGCCCCGAUCUGCUUCUGCUGCUUCCUUAAAGGGUCUCCUUAAGGGUGUUGGGGGCCCCUCCCCUGCUGCUCCUGCUGCAGCGCUGCGGCCCCCAGUCCCUCCUCUGCCCUUAGGUGCUGCUGCUGCUGCUGCUGCGCAGCAGCAGCAGCAGCAGCAGAGGCAGCAGCAGCAGAAGCUGGGUGCCUCCUUAGGACCCUCAGAGACCUACCUGAGGGCCCGCCGUAGUUCGUCGGUCAGCAGCGGCAAAGAUAUGAUGAUGCAAGAGCAGCAGCAGCAGCAGCAACUGCAGCAGCAGCAACUGCAGCAGCAGCAACUGCAGCAGCAGCAGCAGCACCGCAGCAGGCUUCCCCCUCAUCCUGUACAUAACGGACCUGCUACUGCUUGGCUAGAAGCAGCAGAAGCAGCAAGACAGCUGCUGCAGAAUAUGCGGGUACCUGCAGCAGCAGAUGAUGACCAGCAGCAGCAGCAGCAGCAGUUGCUGCCAACAGGGGAAGCCCGCUACCGCCGUGGCAGCAGGCAGAUAGAUGAACAGAGGGGAGAGAAGGAGCAGCAGCAGCAGCAGCAACAGCAACAGUUGCAGCAGCUGCAGCAGCAAGUUGCUGCGCUGCAGCAGCAACUGCAACGCGAGAGGCAGCAGAGGGCAGACGAGGCUGCAGCACUGCAGCAGGAGUCUGCUGCUCUGAGGCAGCAACUGCAGCAGCAGCAGCAACAGCAGCAGCAGCAGCAGCAGCAACUGCAGCAGCACGAUAGAGGAGAAGCAUUUGAUGAGGAGCGGCAGCAACUCAACGACCGAGUGCAGCAGCAGCAACAGCAGAUAGAGUUGCUGCAGCAGCAGCUGCAGCAGCAACAGCAGCACCAGAGUAUAAGUGCUGCUGCUGCAGCAGGCGGCGUAGACCAGCAGCAGGUUGAUGGUUUGCUGCAGCAAGUGCAGCAGCUGCAGCAGCAACUGAGCAGCAAGAGUCAGCAACUAGAGGAGAAGGAUAAGCAGCUGCACCAUCAGGAGCAGCAAAUACAGCAGCUGCAGCAGCAGCAGCUAUUGCUGCAGCGUCAGUUACGCGAUGCAGCACAGAAUGCUGCUGCUGCUGCUGCUGCUCCCCCUACAAGCAGCAGCUACAGCCGCAGCAACAGCAACAGCAGCAGCAGCAGCAGCAGAUUAGCAAGAUCGUUACAGACACUGCAGCAGGAAGUAGCAAGAAUUCGCAUGCAGCACGAAGCAGCAUUGCAGUGUCUAGGCAGCUCUCCUGCUGCAGUAGACCAGAGUGGUGCAGCAGCAGCAGCUGCUGCUGCUGCAGCAGCAACAGCAGCAGGUCAGCAAGCCUUUGACGACAUAGGAAAUAUAAUUCAUGGUAUGCAGCAAGAGCAGCAACGUCAUGAUCAACAGCAGCAGCAGCACGAGCAGCAGCAGCAGCAGCAGCAGCAACCCCGAUACAUCCAGCCGCUGCAGCAACCCGGCAGCCCCUGCAGCAGCGUUGCAUGCAGCACCCGUGUGCGCUCCCGUCGCAGCAGCGUGAGCAGCAGCAGCAGCAGUAGCAGCAGCAGCAGCAGUAGUAGUUGUGUUUCGUCAAUGUUAACAGCUGUACAACGCAUGCAAGAAAUAUAUACUCGUGCUGCAGCAGCAGAAGCAGCAGCAAGACAGCAGCAGCAGGACACCAGGCAGCUACACCGCAGCAGCUUUUCUUUUAUUUCCUCAAGAUUUAUACCUCUUAUACAAAAUAGUCAUCCUAAUACACCAUCACAUCUAAGUGUUGCUUCGUUGCCUGUAAACAAUCAGACACCCCCAAGUCGUAUGUGGAGCAGCGCGCUGCCUGGCCUGCAGUCCCAGCAGCAGCAGCUGCUGCAGCCGCAGCAGCAGCAGCAGCAGCAGCAGCAUAGGCAGUCUAGCUUACCUCAAGAUCAGCAGCACAGAGGAGAGCAGCAGCACCAGCAGCAGCAGCAGCUAUGGGAGCCUACCCAUUCACCGCAGCAGCAGCUAGCCAGCAUGCAAGGAGAUAUGCUACCGCCAAAACAGCAGCAGCAACAGGAACAGCAGCAACAGCAGCAGCAGCAACAGCAGCAGCCGCAGCAGCAGCAUACCACUUCAAGUAUCUUCGCGCUGCAGCGACCGCAGCAGACACCAACAACAACAGCAGCAACAGAAGGGCCAUUAGGCCUCUGCAGCAGCAGCGCCUCACCGGCAGGUUUUGCCCACCAGCAGCAGCAGCCGCUGCAGCAGCAGCAGCAGCAUGAACUGCAGCAGCAGCAGCAGCAGCAGCAGCACGAGCUGCAGCAACCUUUUGUAUGGGAGCGCCAAUCUCCCUCUCAUCUCAUGGCUCUAACAAGCCCUAGACAGAGCGUAGGACAUGGUGUUGCUGCUGCUGCUGCAGCAGCAACAGCAGCAGCAACAGCAGCAGCAGCAGCAGUAGGUGCUCCUCUCCCUCCGCCGCUGCUGAUGCAAGGCCCUGAGCAGCAGCAGCAACAACUGCUGCAGCAUGCAGUGCAGCAGCAGCUAAAGCCUUCCUUUGGUCCUGGUGCUGACGUAUCUCCAAAGCCACUGCAGCAGCAAGAGCAGCAGCAGCUGCAGCUGCAGCAGCACGAGCAGCAGCAGCAGCAGCAGCAGAACGAGCAACAGCAGCACCAACAACACGAGUUCCCGCAACCCGGUGUACAGCAGCAGCAUUACGACCUGCAGCAACAGCAGCAGCAACACGAGAUGCAGCAACAACAGCAGCACGAACUGCAGCACCAGCAGCAUGAGCUGCAGCACCAGCAGCAGCAGCAACACGAGCUGCAGCACCAGCAACACGAGCUGCAGCAGCAACAACACGAGCUACAUCAGCAGCAGCAACACGAGCUGCAGCAGCAGCAGCACGAGCUGCAGCACCAACAGCAGCCGUUUUCUCAACAACCGUCUUAUGGUGAGCAGCAGCUGCUGCAUCACGUACAAGAUGAACAGCAGCAGCACGAGCUGCAGCAGCAGCCGCACGAGCUGCAGCAGCAGCCGCACGAGCUGCAGCAGCAGCCGCACGAGCUGCAGCAGCAGCCUCACGAGCUGCAGCAGCAGGCGUCUGUGCCAGGCCUGUUAGAGCAGUUCGCUCAGCAGAGCCAGCAGGAACAAGAUCUGCAGCAGCAGCAGCAGCAACAUCAAGAGCAUGAGCAGCAGCAGCAUUUGCAGCAGCAGCAACACUUGCAGCAGCAGCAGCAGCAACAGCAGCAGCAGCAGCAGCAAGACAGGCAGACGAGCCUCGGCAGGCGUAGCGACAUGGCGUAUAUAUGGGAAGAUGAUAAUCAAGAAUUUUGGAAGCAACCGCAGCAGCAGCAGCAGCAGCAGCAGCAGCAGCAGCAGCAGCAGCAGCAGCAGGUUCAGGACAGUAGGCGCAGUAGCGCAAGAACAAUUGAUGACUUCUUUGCUUAA
This is a messenger RNA of Eimeria maxima, 3765 nucleotides long. RefSeq names its product cyclin H, putative. The coding region runs from base 1 to 3765 and encodes 1254 amino acids. The record is from RefSeq and is a predicted model, not a curated record. The transcript is spliced from 2 exons. Lineage: Eukaryota; Apicomplexa; Conoidasida; Eucoccidiorida; Eimeriidae.